Ruditapes philippinarum (Manila clam) is the source of this 1818-nucleotide messenger RNA. RefSeq names its product PIH1 domain-containing protein 2-like. Gene Ontology annotation, cellular component: cytoplasm; ribonucleoprotein complex; R2TP complex. The transcript is spliced from 5 exons. Bases 147 to 1118 code for a protein of 323 amino acids. The record is from RefSeq and is a predicted model, not a curated record. Gene Ontology annotation, biological process: box C/D snoRNP assembly; rRNA processing. Lineage: Eukaryota; Metazoa; Mollusca; Bivalvia; Venerida; Veneridae.
GUCUGUAACACCGGUUAGUUUGUUUACAUUUUUGACAAGUGAGAACGAGCUGUCUCAUGUCCAAUAGAUGAUUUGAUAUAAUUUUGCGUAAUCCUUAUGUUCAGUGUUAUUUUUUACCGGGACUUCUAAUUGAAACAUAGGCAAGCAUGGAAGGGGAAUACAGCAGUGAAUCUAUGAUGCAACAGGCCCAGCAAGUGUGGUCAAUGCUGGACGACAUGGCUGAUAAUGAUCCUGGUGCAUAUAAAGCAUUUAUAGACAAACAGAUGGCAGAGAGAAACAAUUUUAUGGCACCACCAGAGCCACAUAUGUGUGUCAAAACAGAAAUGGUGAAGCCUGAGAAAAUAAAUUUCUACAUAAAUUUUUGCUCCUGGAAGAGAAUACCACCACCAGCAAAUGCGGAAGAACCAGUUAAAGUGACUGGUUGUGCAGUUAGUCAAAUUAAAGAGGGUAAAGGUACUAAGACUGCCACUUCAGUGGCUUUUAAUGGAAAGAUCUUAGAUGAAUGUGGGAGAAAUCCUGUAAACAAAGAAGAUCAGCAUGUUCUUAUACAAAUAGCCAUGGACUUUAUAGAGAAACAAAACCCACAUAUUGUUCUGAAACGAAACUAUAAAAUACUUGAGCAAGCACAUAUGGGUAAUGUUAAACAACUUCAAGAAAGUUUACUACUGUCUUUUAAUAGCAAGAAUAAGAAUCAGGAAGACAAUGUGGAAAAUGUUCUCAAACAUUUUGCUCCUCCAACUGUUGAAUUGCCAAAUGAGUUCAACAAGGAAACAGAAGAUAUUUCAGGGAUAACUCUGAAUACUAAACCUGUGAAAAAAGGCCUAAUAGAGGAAGUAUCUUCUACAGCAGUUACAUUACCGGAACCAGGUUUUGAUUUGAACAUUGUUCAGACUGACUCAAAGACAUGCAAAAAAUUAGUGUUGAAAGUUUAUUUGCCUGGUGUGAAGUCUGUGUCACAGUGUGAACUGGAUAUAUCACAGGAUGAUGUAUACCUACUUGUAGAAGGAGAGUACGAGCUAAAACUUCCACUCCCCUGCCAUAUAGUCUACUCCGAAGCUGCAGCAAAAUUUAUCAAAAAAUCAGAGACUCUGUCCAUUACCUUGCCAAUAAAAGAAUGAUCCUUUAGUUACAUGAGCAAGAAAUGAAAAUGAUUGAAAGGUAUUUAAGGAGGAAAAAGAAGAUUAAUAUGAUAACAAGUAAACUCAUUGGCAGGAGUUUCAAUUCCUCUUGGAACAUUUAACUCUGUUUUGUGAACAAGCUUGUCAUAAACUAGCUGUGGUGGUCAGAUGCAGACUGUUACUCGUUCCUGAAGGUGUGCACAAAGGUGCAUCCAUGUCACCUGCAUAUUCUUAUAUAACAUUUAUAUUGUUGUUUUUAGUAAAACAACACCAAAAAUAACAAACUCAUCAGUGGUUCAAAGAACAAAAUCCAACAUACAACUUAUUGCUUAUAAAAAAAGUAUGAAAACUGUUUUCUUAAGUUCCAUUCAUGCACGGCUCCAUUUUGAGUCUUUUUGUUAUAACAUGUACAUAUUUUAGUACAUGAGUUUUAAAAUGCAUUUAAAUAUUAUUUAAUUAAUAAAAACAAUAAUAACAAUUUACAGUUGUUAAAGUAAAUUGAUUGCAUGCCUAUUCAAGCUAUUGUAACUUUCUGUAUGGUCAUAUUUUACUUUCUAUUUGUUGAUUUGUUUGUUCUCUAGUCAGGUGCUCCCUAAUGAGCCAUGUCUUGAAAUGACAAAGUUUGAAAAUCUCAAUGAAGCAAGAUUUAAACUACAUGUAUUGUAUUUUGUAUUGAUUAUACAAUAAGAAUUAAAUGAAA